Drosophila persimilis is the source of this 1384-nucleotide messenger RNA. RefSeq lists its product as uncharacterized. The transcript has a single exon. The record is from RefSeq and is a predicted model, not a curated record. Bases 826 to 1011 code for a protein of 61 amino acids. NCBI's taxonomy places the organism in Eukaryota, Metazoa, Arthropoda, Insecta, Diptera, Drosophilidae.
UAUUCUCUUACGAAAUGCGUUUCCACGAACCACAAUAAGUAAUCUAAUGGGAGCGAAAUGGGGGGAUAACACUGUAGUGACGUGUGACGCACGGCUCCGCUUAUCAAAUUGGCACUUUGUUUUCGUUUGUGUAAGGGAGCACAGAGCAUUAGAGCUUUUGGCUCUCCUCUCACUGAAAAACAAGAACAUGCGAAAGAAAGACAAAAAGCACCGUACCGAAAAUCGACAAGUAGCUAAUAUUUUGCGGACUUGCAAAAACAGCAAUGAUAAUGAUAUUAGUACCUGUGCAUGUUUAGUCAACUUCAGACGCAUAUAUACAUACAUACAUACAUAGGUGCUCCAACCGGUUGGAUUGGCCAAUGUUUGCAUACAUUUUAUGAAAUGAAAUCCUUAUAAAUCAUCUGCUCCGCCUAUACAAAUUGCCCAAAUGGUGGAAACCGGUUCGGGUUUGAAUCCAUUCUGCGCGCGCUGCACAAAACAAAAUACGAAAUACGAAUACGAGUAUUUAGAGUACCCACAGAAGAACUCUCAAUAGUGUGCGCGCGCGCUCAUAGCAGGAAACUGCUUGCUGGUGGUUGCUAUUUAUAUUAUUUCAGAUUCCCGCCCGACACUACGCAGGCGGCAGGCAAAGCGAGCACACAGCAGAGGCCACUGGGGAGAGAAAAAUAAAUUAAAGGAGCCACACAGCACGAAAAGCAUCCAGAAAAAGCACAAGACAGAAAAGCACGCGCGUCAUCAAAACCAAAAAACGUGUUGGCCAACAAACUGCCGGAAAAUUACAUAAAAGUGGAAGAAAAAGUGAACCUAAAGCAGUACAACAGAACCAUGGCCAGUCCCAGUCCGAAUGACCUGAACGUGACAGUAGACGUGGUGCUGCCCACACUCAUUGUUGUGGCCAUGUUCGUGAUAAACGGCUUCGUCUUCCAUUAUAUCAUGCGAAAACGGCGCCAGUGGAAGGAAACGGGCGCUGUGGAAUCUGGCACUCCCGACAUUGAGAUGGAGCACCUGUAGCAUCUGUACCGAUCAAAGGCAGGCCAAAUAAGCCGUUAGUGAGAACUAAUUCGCCUUAGCCGGUGGAUGGUUUGAGAUACUCAGCAUCGUCCAAGCUCAGCCCAACUGCAACAAAAUUGCCGCCCCAUCCAUCAGCCCCGCUGCUAAACAGCUAAAAGCAAAUCGGGUCUCGCUCUACGGGAAUGGAGAUGCGCCACACAAAUAUUUGCCUAUACUAUAGAUAGUACAUACUAUACGGAGUGUAUACGUCGGGUACCUUUAGAUAAUUCACGUGCAUUUAAUUACGGUUUCUACGUUUGUAAGCUCAUCUUUUUUUCGCCAUUAAUUUUUCUACAAAAUAUACAAUAAAAAUGUGUGAAUUUUGCUAUACAAA